AGCCAUGCGGAUCCGGUAAUGCCAUGCGGGACUCACGAUGUCCAUGUUACUAAUAUGCAUGAGAAGCUUUUACGGUCACCACCCCACAAGAGCUUCGAGCUGGGUACUACAGAGGGAUGCAUUGUGCCCGCAGAAACCUUCAGAUUGUGCGUUUGCUGUACUGGAGAAGGAGCGAGGCCCCAUCAACAUCAAAUCACUGAACUCAUGUUUGAUGGAGGAGAACCUGAAGAAGCAGCAUGAAGCCGUGUUGCAAUGGGCAAGUAUGACAAUUUGUUAAUAUGUUUGCUGCAAAGUCAAGCAAGGGAGGCUGGAAUUGGGCUGAGUCCUUGCGUUUUGGAUGCUCUUAGCCAUAGCCAUCUUUAAGUCUUGGUUUGAAGGCACCAUAAGCCCUGACCAUUCAAAUACCCGCGCAAGAUGCCCAGGCGCCCUCCUUGGGUUCUUCUUACUUUGGCCACGGUGCUUUGCCUCUGACUUUAAUGCAAGCCUGGUGAAAGCCGACGGGGCUUUGCAAGAGGUUGAGGUUGCUUUGCAGGAGAUUCAGCUCCACAAUGCAGCAAUUACACAAAUGCUCAACCAGAAGGCCCCACUGACUAGAAGAGAAGCACACUCCUUGACUUUGGAAGCUACAGCAGAACGAGUGGCGGAGCACAGACUCUUCGAGGCCAUGAACCGAGCGGAUCAGGAUCUUCGAGGUGGGCGAAACUCCACCAAUCAGACCAACCAGAUCGAUGCCUCAUGCCACGAGUGCUCUUGGUUUGACAGGCUUUUGCUUGACAUCAGCCGCCAACGUAUCUUUGUCCUGGCCGGGUUAAUCGCAUCACUGGUCAUUCUGACGUGUGGGUGCUUCUGGGGAUAUCGCCGAAAAUCAGAAGCGGGCGAUUUGGAGAUAGGAACCGAUGAUCUUGACGAGGUUUGGUUCCGGAAGCCGGCCCCUCCAGGGUCACCGGCAUCGCCCUCACCAAAGGGGCUGCCCAAAGGGCCAAGAAGGUCAUGAAAAGACGGAAGAA
Molecule: messenger RNA, 1007 nt
Organism: Durusdinium trenchii
Lineage: Eukaryota; Dinophyceae; Suessiales; Symbiodiniaceae
Source: the annotation of a GenBank genome assembly